Molecule: messenger RNA, 6157 nt
Organism: Calliphora vicina (urban bluebottle blowfly)
Lineage: Eukaryota; Metazoa; Arthropoda; Insecta; Diptera; Calliphoridae
Gene: Sesn
Product: Sestrin
Exons: 10
Coding region: 1880-3448 (522 amino acids)
Biological process (GO): cellular response to leucine starvation; cellular response to L-leucine; positive regulation of macroautophagy
Cellular component (GO): nucleus
Molecular function (GO): L-leucine binding; oxidoreductase activity, acting on peroxide as acceptor
Source: RefSeq, a predicted model, not a curated record
UUCGUUCAGUGUUCUAAUUUUCAUAAACAAAUAUAAUAAAUUUUGAUUAUUUAUUAUAAAUUAGAAAAAAUUUAGAUUUAUCUAAAUUAUAGAAACCCAUACUUUUAACAAACUAAAUAUUGAAAUGCCAUACGGUUUAGCUGUCAUUAAAUCAAUACAACUUAAAACAAAUUCUGGGUGAUUUCCACCAAUAUAGGAUUGAAAUAAUAAAAUAAAAAGAAAUCAUCAUUAUCACCUGUCAAACUUUUGAUAACGCUUGAAAGAAAUCCGUGAAAAUAAAAUUUCAUUUCGCCUAAAACUCAACUCUGUUCAAAGAGAAUUAUAUAAAAAAAACUAUUUUACCCUUGAUAAAGGAUUAAAAAAAAAUAAAACUCCUUAAACGUAACAAAGAAAAAGAGUUUAAUUUUUUUUUACCUAUAAAAACAACAAUAUCGUUGUAAACUACCAAUGAUUACAAGUCAAAAGCACAAAAAGUACAAUAAUAAGUGCAACAACAAUAAAAUUAAUAAGAAUAGUAAUAAAAGUGCGACGAAAAUACAACAAACUAUUAAAUAUUAUUUAGUGAAAAACAACAAACAAUUUCUAUUGCAAUUUUACUAUUUAAAUUCAAAAAUCAAACGUGAAAAUUACAAAUUUAAACGUUUAAAUCACGAACCAUUAUUGCUGAGGUUGACAACACUGAAAAUAGAAGAUACAAAACCAUUAUAACAGCAUAAGCAGCAGCAGCCGCAAAAGCAACAACAAUUCUUAUAACACUAAGUGAAGUGAGUGUGAGUACAAAGAACUCACUAGAAGAUAAGAGGUGAAAGGGAGCAAUAUUUGUAACAGCAACAACAACAACAACAGCGCUACAUAUCAACAACAAUAACAAACGUUGACAUUUUAUUCCCCCAGGCAUAAAUAAAUAAACGCUAUAUUGUUUUUUAUUGUUGUUUUAUAUUCAUUUAAUCUAAAUUUGUUGUUGUGUGCACACGGGACUCACGGUCGCCAAGGUUGUGUGAGUGUGUUUUGUAUUUAACGAAGAGUGACGUUGACAGCUAACAAGCAACAACAACAACAAUACAGCAAUCAUCAUACACAUCCAUAGUAAACCUCCAAACACUCCAACACAAAAUAGUAAACAAGCCAACCAACCAACAGACAAACAAACAAACAUAAACAAACUGGUUGAAUAGACGACGAUUCAAAACAAAACCGGUUCAAAGUGUUCAAACCAAAACAAAAAACCAACUAAAAGCAAAACAAAACACAGCUUUGUUUUUAUUUGGCAUCACUACCAUAACAAAACACCAAAAAAUAGUAGUAAAAAAAGAAAACAAUUCCUACUACAUACAUUUUGGCUUGAAGUGAAAUUUGUUAAAAAAAAUAAUUAAAUAAACACCCCCACCGCUGCAAACCUAAACAUAAGGCAAACAACAAACCUUUAAACAAAAAAAAAAGAAAAUCUUUCUUGAAAUAAACAACAAAAAAAGAGAAAAUUUCCAUAUUUGUCCCAGUUUUGUUUGGUUGCAUUGCAAACAACCACAGCAACAGCAACAGCAACAAACAAGUAAACCAACCUUAAAUCACAGCAAUAACAACCAGUGAAAUACAUUAAAACAACAAUAACAAAAAAACUGCACUGUAGUUUUUUUCAACACAAAACUCUACACGCGAUUUUAAGCACAAAACACGUUUUUUUGGAUUUUGUUUUACAACAACAGCAGCAGCAACAACUACAACAACGAAAGACAUUAUUGUCAUUAACAGCAUCAGCUUUAGUAACAACUACAAUUGAAGUUUGCUGCUGGUUUUUGUGGAUUUUUUUCUGGUGUUAAAAAAAAAUAUAUUUGUGUCUUCGUUCUUAUUUUGGUGUUAAAGAAACUGGAUUUUUCAUUCAAUGUACUCAAUGGUUGAUUGUUACGCAGAUAUGGGACAAAUCGGUCAAGAAUGUUCGGUUCGUGAGUAUAACAUGGAUGAUCUGGAGUUAGAUCAAGUAACGCAGGUGAUUGGUUAUCAUCCCCGUUUUUUGGAUCAUUUCUUAAGAACUCAAAAUUUUAUUAUGAAUGGCGAUGGUCCACUGCCAUAUGAUUAUCGCUACUAUUUGGCCAUAAUUGCUGCAGCCCGCCAUCAAUGCCCCUAUUUGGUGAAGAUGUACGAAAAGGAAUUUAUAAAUCAAGGUGGUAAUCCGGAAUGGCUAAAUGGUCUCGAUUAUAUACCGCCUAAAUUACGUGCCAUAUAUGAGAUCAAUAAAAUUUUAGCCCAUCGUCCGUGGCUGUUGCGUAAGGAGCACAUAGAGAGCCUUACACGGGGUAAGAACAGUUGGUCGCUGUCGGAAGUUGUACAUGCCAUGGUUCUUUUGUCGCAUUUUCAUUCGUUGUCAUCGUUUGUGUUCUCCUGCGGUUUGACACAGAAACUUGAUGGUUUGUCUAGUCCCAAAUUGAAAACACCACCCGCAACACUAACCGCACCACAAACACCCACAGACCCAGCAAUGCAACACCAUAAUUUUUUGGCUGCGGAAAAUGUAACGCAGCAGCCACAAACAAUGAAUGCAGCUGCGAUGCCACCACAACCACAAAAGACUGUAUUAAGCGAAAUAACCUUAAACAACAAUAAUAAUUCUAUUGAUCAUCAUAAUCAUCAAGUGUAUUGUAAUAAUAAUGCAGCAGCAGCCGUUGCUGCCGCCACUGUGUCGCUUAGUAGUGGAGGUGGUGUUGGCGGCGUGACUCUUACAGGUGUUGGUGCAGCCUCAAAUGCUGUUAAUGGCGUCAAUAAAUUAAAUGCUCAACCCAGUGUUACCGUUGAAGCCUUAAUGGAACGCAUGAAAGUUCUCUCCCAAAAACAAGAUGAAUGCAGUGAAGCCGAACUUAGCAAUCGCUUUAAGAAUGUCGAAAUGCAAACGGCUGAACUGCCAGCUGCCGCCACAGCUGCACCCGCUGAAAUACCCCCAGUUAUCUCCCACUAUAUUGAAGAUCCAAAUUUUACGUAUCAAGACUUUGCCCGUCGCGGUGCUGAGAAUAUCCCAAAUACUUUUCGCAUCCAAGAUUAUUCCUGGGAUGAUCAUGGUUAUUCUUUGGUUAAUGGUUUAUAUGAAGAUGUUGGCAAUUUAUUGGAUCAGAAAUUCCGUUGUGCUUACAAUUUGACAUAUUUCACCAUGGCUGGGGUUAAAAAUGUUGAUACUUCAAAGUUCCGUCGUGCCAUUUGGAAUUAUAUUCAAUGUAUUUAUGGCAUUCGUCAUGACGACUACGAUUAUGGCGAAGUUAAUCAACUAUUGGAUCGCUCUUUAAAAAUGUUUAUUAAAACUGCCUGUUGUUUUCCUGAAAGAAUUACCACUAAAGAUUAUGACAGCAUAUUGGUUGAACUGCAGGACAGUGAAAAAGUUCACGUCAAUUUAAUGGUAAUGGAAGCUCGAAAUCAAGCUGAAUUAUUGUAUGCUCUACGCGAAAUAAUGCGUUACAGGACAUGAUCUCAUUAAAUACAAAAAUCAAAUAAUUAAAAAAAAAUUAAAAACAAUUUUUGUAAAACUUUUAAAACAAAAAAAUUAAGAACUUUAUAAAAUACAACCAAUAUACAUACAAUACACACAUACAUGAAAAUAAUAUUAACAAUAUUGUUAACUAAUAUUUAAAGGAAAACUAAAUAAUUAUUAUUUUUUAUAUAAAUAAAGAUUUAAAAAAAAACACUAAAAAAUAUAUGUAAUUAAACAUUUAUACAUAAUAUACUAUCUUUAUACACACAUGCAUACAUAUACAGAAAAGAAAAAGAAAAAAAAAUAUUGUCAAAAAUCACAUGGAAUUUAAAUGUUUAAUAAUAAGUUUAAAAAUCUAAAUUUAAAAGAAAAAUACUAUCAGCAAAUAAAUACCAAAUGUUAAAGAAAAGUGAGGAAGAAACCCAAACAAAUUUACGGAAAAUCAAGUCCUUUAAAAUACAUAUAAAAAAGAGAUUAGUUUAUUAAAAAAUAUAAAUAUCUUUUGUUAUUAAAUAUUGUAUUCAAACAUUAUUUCGAGCAUACAUCUUCAAAAUAUUUUGAACAGUAUGUGGCAAUAGAUUUAAAGAAAACUUGCUUAAUAUAUGUAUUUGAAUAAUAACAAUUUGGUUUAAGCCAACUCCAGUUAGUAAAAUUUCUGAGUUGUAAAUUCUUCAGCCACUUCUCUGUGCUUUAAUUUAUUAUUUAUUUAAAAUUAUUCAAAUUUAAUUUUGUGAUCUCAAUUAAAACUCCGAAUAGAGUUGUUAAUAUCAUAAAUAUUUCACAAAGCUAAAGUGAAAAUACACUUGAAAAGUAAACCAGUGCGGUUACUGCGUAACUCAAUCCGAAAACUAAAAUGUUCGAAAAUGUGUGCUAAAUACAUUGUAAUUCGAAAAGAUUUCCUUUCGAAUCGAAUUAGGGGUGGUAACCCGCCAGUUAAGGUUACAAUCAGCCAGAUUAUUAAUGUCCUUGUCGUAGUUGAAAACUACUCAAAUUUAAAAUAUUUGUUUUACAAUUGCUAACUUUUCACCACAAUUGGAAAGUUAACUAAUAUGUUAACUUUUCACAAGUGACGAUUAAAACAGUUGACGCAAAUGUUCCCGCAGGAAUGAUUUCCUCAAAUGAUUUUCCUGAAAGUAUUUGGUUACUCAGUACUCAAUACUGUCUAUUUAUCCCGGUACUAAAUACCAAAAAGUAACUAACUCCAUAUUUUCAGAGUUGAAUUUUUCAGAACAAUAAGGAACAAAAUUUCAAUAUUUUCCAGUGAAAACCCGCAGCUGUAUUUUUGAAAUACGAAUAUUAUAUGUUAAAUAUUGCUUUGAAAAGUAUCAAUUACACAAAACCAUGUAUUGAGUAGAAAAAGGUAAUAAUAUUUAACAGUUCUACUACACAUAGUUCGGAAACUCUCCUGUCAGAGACCUCAGUUGUCAAAAAUCUAAGUGGUGAGAAUGUAUUAGUAAAAGUUUUAAGUUUUUUUCUAGUUUCCGCUCUAUGUCUGGUUAUUGUUUUUCUCAACGAUAUAAUUCCAAUUAAUAUAAUUUUUGUAAGAGAACUGUCAGUAUAUCGUCAAUAUAAAAAAUAACCGGAUAUUCAGAAAAUGGGGCUAAAUGUUUUUCAAAACUUGUAAAACACUCUACUGAUUUGCAAGUUUUGUUGAUGGUUUUAUUUUUAUGUUCAAUUUCCUACAACAGUCACAGACUCAUCCUUAUGAAUUUGUCCCUCGUUCUAUAUACUAUCUCAAAGAGCAGCAUCCCACCAAAAUUUUGCCACUGCCAAAUAUUAUUGUUUUUAUUUGCAUAUUUGAGAUCUAGUAUUUAUUGCUACAGGGCCAUCUAGUAAACAUUCUUCAUGAGGAAAUCAUACUAAAAUAAUUUGGUUAUAGAAAUAUUUCAACAUCAUUAUAAAUGUUGGGGCCUGAUUCAGAAACACGAAAUUUAUUCACUAAGUUUUCAAAUAAUUUUUGAGUUUUUUUCAAACUCAAAAAGUUUUCAAUCUAUUGCCACAUAUUAUUUAAGAAAUAUGCUUUUUAAAUAAAUAAAUGUUUUUAUUACAUAUUUUAAAUUGUUAUUUAAAAAAACAACAAAUUUUAAUUCAAAAUAAUUCUCUGAUCAGAGAACUUUUUGAAAAAAAAAAACAUCUAAUGUCUGAUUCCGAAACACGCCCGAAAAACAAUUUUCGAAUUUUUGUAUAAAAAUCACUUAGUUUUUAAAUAAUUUUUGAAAAUUGUUUUCGGCCUUAUUCCUAAAUCAGGCACUAAUUUAGAGUAAACUAUUUUAACAAAAAUUGUGAUGUGUUUUUUUAAAUAAAAUGUUUUUGUAACUGAAAUUUUAAAAUUGUCUUAAAAGUUAAUUAAAUAUUGGCUAUUUAAAGCUUAAAAAGUUGUCCAUUAAUUAUGUUUUCUUAUAUUGUAAAAUGAAAACUAAUUAUGAUUUGAAUUUAACAAAUUUGUAUCACUUUUGUUUGGUUUUUAUAAAUAUUUUGUUAUUGCGUUGUAUAUAUAUAUAAAUUUCUUUCCUAGAUCUUUUUUUAUUAUAAUUUUAUGUUAUUAUAUUUUUUUGUAUUUAAAAUUUUUUUAUAAUUGUGCUUCCUCCUCGAUUCAAUGUUAAACAUUGGCUAAAAUUUAUUAAUUACAUACAUACAUACACACAUAUAUUUUUUAAAACAUUUAUUAUCAAAAUGAAAAUAAAUAUAAUAUUAAAAUAAAAAAUA